Scleropages formosus (Asian bonytongue) is the source of this 3835-nucleotide messenger RNA. RefSeq names its product BAI1-associated protein 3-like. The record is from RefSeq and is a predicted model, not a curated record. Gene Ontology annotation, biological process: positive regulation of neurotransmitter secretion; regulation of dense core granule exocytosis. Lineage: Eukaryota; Metazoa; Chordata; Actinopteri; Osteoglossiformes; Osteoglossidae. The transcript is spliced from 34 exons. The coding region runs from base 150 to 3677 and encodes 1175 amino acids. Gene Ontology annotation, cellular component: secretory vesicle; plasma membrane; trans-Golgi network membrane. Gene Ontology annotation, molecular function: SNARE binding.
CUGUCAUCUCAUAAAAUAAACAACCGUUUAUUGCAAUACUUGGACAUUUUAACUGAAAUACAGGUUACUGUGACGCUUCGCCACGACUGAAUGAAGAAAACCUGUUGUAAGCAAGUGAAUGAGAAGUCUGCAGCAGGAAACUAAUCAGCAUGUCAACACUGCUGGAGUUGAAAAGCAGUGUGAUACGGAAAGUGCAGAGAAGUCAGUCCCUAAGAGUAAGGAGGGAGCCUACAGCACAGCCAAACAGCCCUCUGGUGUAUAGCCCUGAUACUGCAGCCCGCAGAACCCCUGAAGGCAAUGGUGAGUUCUUUGAGCGUAUGAAGAAUAUUCUCCAUAAACAGGAGGACAUGCAUUGUGCUGUUGAUGCUGAGGCCGGGGAUGUCUGUACUGUAGCCCCUCCACCUGAGAGUCUAGAGCAAGUUUGUGUUCCAGAGAGAAUGAGCAGGAGUGAGCUGGAUCUUUUGUAUGAAGAAGUGGUCUACACCCUGGUGAACAGGGCUGGUAUGCCCUCUCCGGACCAUGUAACCAAUGAAGCAGAACUAUUCAGUUAUAUACAGAGGGUGUUUGAUAUAGGUGUAGAAGAAAAGGACAUUAUUCAGCAGAAAGUGAAAGAAUCAAAGAGAGCGUGUUUCUCAUUGAGAGUGUCUGUUAUGAAAGGGAGAAAUCUCCUGGCCAAAGAUGCUAAUGGAUACAGUGACCCCUACUGCAUGCUUGGAAUUUUGCUGGGACAGAGUCCCAGGGAUAUUGAGGAGAGGAAGGAGAGGAAGUUCAGUUUUCGCAAGAAGAAGGACAAGCUUGAGAAGCGACCCAGUGUCAGGGAGGUGCUGGCAGCCAAGUGCAUUCAGGUCACAGAAGUCAAACCUCAGACACUCAAUCCUGUCUGGAAUGAGCAUUUUAUUUUUGAGAUUGAUGACGUUUACAGUGAUCUGCUACAUUUGGAUAUUUGGGAUCAUGAUGAUGAUGUUUCUGUGGCCGAGGCCUGCAGGAAACUCAACGAAAUCAGUGGAUUCAAGGGAAUGGGCAGAUAUUUUAAGCAAAUUGCUAAAUCCGUCAGGGCCAAUGGUGCAGCAGCAUCGGCAACAGAAGAGAAUACAGAUGACUUCCUAGGCUGCCUCAACAUCCCCAUUAAUGACAUUCCAGUGAAUGGGUCUGACAAAUGGUUCAAGCUGGAGCCCCGAUCCAGAGCCUCCAAGGUGCAGGGAGAGUGCCACCUCAUCCUAAGGCUCUUUACAACUCAGAGAGACACCACAUUAAGUAAGAAAGAACUGUGUACGGCCAUCCAUGAGAAGAUUUUACGGCAGAUUCUGGAGUAUGAACAUACUGAGAUCCAGGCAGCAAAUUACAACUGGGAUGGGCAAGUUUCUCUCCCUGCAUGGACUGUGCUCUCCCAUCAUGUCAUGCAAUUGGAUCUGACACCACUUCAGCAGGCUAUAAUACGAUGGAAGUGUUACAGCAGGCACCACCGCUUGCAGAGGAUAAGUUACGCCGUAUUGCUUGGACUCUUGAAAGCCAUAGAGACUAAAUGGGAUUCAUCAGCUGUAGAAGGAAAUGAGGAGAGGAGCUUAGCAGACAGCUUUCAACUUCACAUUGAUUAUUGCUUGUCACUGCUGAAGAGGCUGCGUAAGGUUUUCUCAUGCUCCAACAGCACAGCCAUCACACGCUGUGAGCUUCUGUUGAGGGGCUUGGAUUACCUUCGAGGCAUGCAAGCUUUUAAAACAGUGUGCCCCAGUCGCAAUGAACUCCCUCUGGAGAUUGCUACUGUCAUAAAGAAAAGUACUGUGGAGUGGUAUGAAGGUAUCAUUUCAAAUUCUGAACUAGAUGAAGGGAUGUUGGAGCAGCAACUGAGACAGCUGGUCCUGAUAGUGGAUGCUGUGUGUACUGAUGUGCGGAAAGGAAAGAAUAUUUAUAAUAAAAUAUUCUUGAGCUCCGUUAGAGUGGAUUUCUUCAGUGCAUCUUACUGUCAGCUGGAAAAAUUGGUGGCCAAUGAUGUGAGAGUGACCAUGGAGAAGGUGUCUUGGACCCUAGAACAGGAGGGUUUCCGGCUAACCCAGACCAUGGGGGAGACCCUCAUUGAGCUCUACAUAUCCCUGAAGACCCUCAGGCUGUACAGUGAAUUCUUACCCCUCAGGGACACGAAGACAUUGGCUCUGACAGAGUUUCAUGAGUGGUUCAAGACUUCCAUUCACAAGUGGCUGCAGAUAGUUCAUGAGAAGUCAUGUGACAGAAUCAGCAGAGCAGUUGAGAUGGACCAUCUACUGCCAGUCCAUAGCCAGGUCAAACACAGUACCUCUGCCAUCGACAUCACUGCUUGCUUCAACCAAAUCAGAGAGUACUGGACACAGCUGGCCUGGCCAGACUCUGCGGAGACCUUCACCUUUGUAACACACCUGACAGAUGAUUUUUGCAGGGCUGCUGUGUGGUACUGUGGGCUGAUCAAACGAAAAAUUGAGAGAAAUCAGCCAGGACAGGAACACAAGAACCUCAUUCUCCAGUUGUGUAUUGCCCUGAACAACAUUGAGCAUGUGCGAGUGUUUCUGGGCAACUUGCCCCAGGACUGGGACUCGAGGGGCCUUCAGUUAGCCAUGGAAGACUCUUGUGGAGCUGAGGGUAAAGAGCAGAUCAACAAGGCUCUCAGUGUCCAGCUGUAUAACAUUGACCUGGACCUGCAGAGAGAGGCCAAGCGUAUAAUCACAAGCCUUACUGACAAGAUGCUUUCAGAUCUGAAGAGAUACAUUCAGCACAUCAGCCUCUCUCCUGACUCCAUCCAAAAUGAUGAAGCUGUAGCCCCCCUGAUGAAGUACUUAAAUGACAAUUUAAUUAUUCUCAGUGGGUCACUUGUAAAGGGAAAUCUAAGCAGAGUUCUGCAGGAUUUGUGGACCCUACUCCUUAGAAUGAUUUUUGACACCAUUGUAGAGAACCGAGGUGUACAAGUGGAGUUCUAUGGAAGGUUUCAAUACACUGUAGAGGCCCUUCUACAGUUCUUCCAUGCAGAAGGAGAAUGGAUGACUUUGGAGGACCUCUGCAAUUCUGACUUCAAGGCCCUGGAGGAAGAACUACGACUAAAUAAGUGCUCAUCUACUGACCUAAUUGAACAGUACUUUCUGGAAAAAAUCUCACAGCAGAAAACACUCAAGCACAGUAGGUUUGGACGGAUCAGUGUCAAGUUUUAUUAUGAGCCUACUGACCAGCGGCUGACUGUGGAGAUUCUGCAUGCAGCUGACAUCAUUGCCCUGGAUGCCAACGGUCUAAGUGACCCUUUUGUCAUUGUGGAGCUUUGUCCUCUGCACCUCUUCCCUAAUGCCAAAAGCCAGCGCACACAAGUGAAGACCAAGACCCUGCAUCCUGUCUUUGAUGAAGUCUUCUACUUCCAUGUCAGCCCGGAGCAGUACAGACACAGGUGUGCCUGCGUCUCUUUCACUGUGAUGGACUAUGACUGGCUGUCCACAAAUGAUUUUGCUGGGGAUGCCAUAGUGCCACUCAGUGACUUCUGCUGGCCAGGCCGGCCCAGCACAUCUAGUGCAGCCAAGAAUUUACCACCUGUCAUCCUACACCUGACUCGCAGCAAACCUAGCGAGAAACUUAUUGUGAAGAUUCUAGAGGCAAGGACUGGAGACAAUGGAGCCCAGGAGUUCUCUAGAAGGGUGAAGGAGAUUGAAAAGUCAAUGGAAGAAGAGUAAUUUGUUUUCACCAGAAUGUCUCUGUGAUUUAGUGGCACAUCUGCUUGCUUUUCUACCUGUACUGUUUAAUAAUUACAAAGAAAGAAAAAAAAUGUUAUAUGUGUAUUUUCAGAUGUUUCUAGCAUUUAGUCUUCAGAUGAAUUCUUUUUAAUCAUAUU